Messenger RNA from Adineta steineri, 996 nucleotides. NCBI's taxonomy places the organism in Eukaryota, Metazoa, Rotifera, Eurotatoria, Adinetida, Adinetidae. The record is from the annotation of a GenBank genome assembly.
AUGAUGAAGAGUAAUAGUAAUUCAACAACAUUUACUGUUCACGAUCGUCUUGCAGCAGCUAUUGCACCAAAUACAAAUUCAAACGUUACAAUAAAUCCGACAACAACAACAACCACAACAACUUGUUCAAUUAAUAUUUCAACCACAAAUUGUCAACAAAUCAUUACAACAAAUACAAAUCUAAUGCCAGCUGGAAGUUUAUCAUCAGCAACAGCAGCUUCAUGUAAUCUCACAACAUCUACUGGAUCAAAUCAACAUCAAGAUUUAGUUAAUUUAUUUGAAUGUCCUGUUUGUUUCGAUUAUGCAUUACCACCUAUACUUCAAUGUCAAUCAGGACAUAUUGUUUGUUCACAAUGUCGACAAAAACUCUCAUCAUGUCCAACUUGUCGUGGACCAUUAGGUAAUAUCCGUAAUUUAGGAAUGGAAAAAGUUGCUGAUACAAUAUUAUUUCCUUGUAAAUAUCAAACAAAUGGUUGUUUAUUAAGUUUAAUGCAUAAACAUAAAUUAGAACAUGAAGAUUGCUGUGAUUUUCGUCCAUAUGUAUGUCCGUGUCCUGGUGCAUCAUGCAAAUGGCAAGGUAGUUUGGAAAGUGUCAUGCAACAUUUAUGGCUUGGACAUAAAUCAAUAACGACAUUACAAGGCGAAGAUAUUGUUUUCUUAGCUACGGAUAUUACAUUACCUGGAGCUGUUGAUUGGGUUAUGAUGCAAUCAUGUUUUGGUCAUCAUUUUAUGCUUGUAUUGGAAAAACAAGAACAACAAUUUUUUGCUAUUGUACAAUUGAUAGGUACACGGCAACAAGCAGAAAAAUUCGUCUAUCGAUUAGAAUUAAAUGGUAAUAAACGACGAUUAACAUGGGAAAGUACACCGAAAUCUAUUCAUGAAGGUAUUCAACAAGCAAUACUUCUUAGUGAUUGUCUCGUAUUUGAUGGAGCAACGGCAUUAUUAUUUAGUGAAAAUGGAAAUCUAGCUAUCAAUGUGACUGUGUCUCUCGGUUAA